GGCCCCAAGUCGGCGUUGUGAACGAACAAAACGAGCCAACCCGCCGAUAAGCCCGACAAGGUCCUCAGCACCAUCCACACAGUGGCGGGUUAAAGUCGUCCAGGGUCCGGGCCUGCUGCUACAAAACGACGGCAGCGUUUAUGGAGUCAGUGACCGUCUUUAGCCAAGACGUGUACCGUUUACCCCUGUAGAAAACGGUCUGCAAGGUUCUGAAAAUGCUCGGUAUGUCGGAUGAAGAUUCCCGUGCCAGCACCAGCUCUUCAUCCUCUUCAUCGUCAACUCAUCAUCAGCAGCCACAGCAACAGGACACAAACACCCUGAAGAAAAGAGAAAGCAAAGCCAGCAUGAGCAAGACUUCCAAACUCCUCUCUACUAGUGCUAAAAGAAUUCAAAAGGAAUUGGCGGACAUAACAUUGGACCCACCACCAAACUGCAGCGCCGGUCCCAAAGGUGACAACAUCUAUGAGUGGAGGUCGACCAUCCUGGGCCCCCCAGGCUCUGUGUACGAGGGGGGAGUGUUUUUCCUGGAUAUCGCCUUCACCCCAGACUACCCCUUCAAACCCCCCAAGGUGACGUUCCGUACGAGGAUCUACCACUGCAACAUCAACAGCCAGGGGGUGAUCUGUCUGGACAUCCUGAAGGACAACUGGAGUCCCGCCCUCACCAUCUCCAAGGUGCUGCUGUCCAUCUGCUCCCUGCUCACUGACUGCAACCCUGCCGACCCUCUGGUUGGAAGCAUCGCCACACAGUACACAACAAACAGACCCGAACACGACAGGAUAGCCAAACAGUGGACCAAACGCUACGCCACAUAAUCAGCAGAGGAGCUGCUGAUUGGACCACUUGGGGGAUGUGGGGGCGUUAACUUUAGGGGGCUGCGCGGCUCCCAGCAGAGGAGGAAGGCUUGAUUAGACAGAGGGGCGGGUGGAUUUUUCAUCUCAGAAUUGAAGUCUUAACUCCGGAACGUUUUUGUUGUUUAUUGUAUGUUUUAAGUUAUCUCCGGCCCAAUAACUAUAACUCCAAUCUGGCAAUAAUGCAUUCAUUGUUUUCUCUUUUGAAUUUUUAGCUUGUGCUUGAAGAUGGACAUUACUAAUCUGCUAGAUGAAAUGUAUCACAGCAUGAUUCCCGGUCAAUUGCGUGCGUGUACAUUUUCUCCCAUGUACUAAAUUCCAGUUGGUGUUUGCUUGACCCCCCAAACUCCUGGUCUUUGCAGAGGUGUGUCACACAUGUAGACAUGUUUAAAUAUGGAUGGAAAUUGGUUGUGAUUUGUGUUCUUUCACAAUAAAAAGCUGUUCUGUUUCUCCCUUAAAAAAAUUAAAACAUGCCCAACUGAAG
This is a messenger RNA of Etheostoma cragini (Arkansas darter), 1335 nucleotides long. It is a transcript of the gene ube2e1, whose product is annotated as ubiquitin-conjugating enzyme E2E 1. NCBI's taxonomy places the organism in Eukaryota, Metazoa, Chordata, Actinopteri, Perciformes, Percidae. Gene Ontology annotation, biological process: protein polyubiquitination. Gene Ontology annotation, cellular component: nucleus. The record is from RefSeq and is a predicted model, not a curated record. Bases 216 to 815 code for a protein of 199 amino acids. The transcript has 6 exons. Gene Ontology annotation, molecular function: ubiquitin conjugating enzyme activity.